AUGCGCCGGCUGUGAGCGGGGAGGCCCGAAUCUGGGCCUCUUUGGUUGGGGAGCCGGCCCAGGCCGCGCCGCCGGGGUCGGGAGGCGUGGCAGGUGCCCAACAGCCGUCUUUGACCGCUGGGAAAGCUGACUUACACCUAUGGCUUUGCUUCUAGGGCUUUCUUAGCCCUCUUUGCAGGCUGCCUGGGCAACCGCGAGGUGGGCUGGAGUAACCGGGUAAAAGUGUAGAAUGGAAUCUGGCCUACUAGGUACUCCUAGUAGUAGGGAAGGGCGCUUUAGAUCGAGAGAGAAUGUUUAGGAUUAGCGUUACAGUUUAAUAUUUGAAAAUCCAAAGCGAAGACUGAUCUCCAGCUGCCUUAAGAGAAAGGGGAAUGUACUGGAAGGAGAACACGCAGUGGUUGAGAAACUUAACUCUUAACAUUUACAGCACCUAUUCGGGAGGGGAGUAUACAGUCGGAGGUUGACAGGGCGUUAAAAGCAGGAAAGCACCGCAAAGUUCCUCUAACGCAUCUCUUUACAGUGGAGGCCUACAGAUCAUGGAGGGGAAGUGGUUGCUGUGUAUGUUACUGGUACUUGGAACUGCUGUUGUUGAGGCUCAUGAUGGACAUGAUGAUGAUGUGAUUGAUAUUGAGGAUGACCUUGAUGAUGUCAUUGAAGAGGUAGAAGAUUCAAAACCAGAUACCACUGCUCCUCCUCCAUCUCCCAAGGUCACCUACAAAGCUCCAGUUCCAACAGGGGAAGUAUAUUUUGCUGAUUCUUUUGACAGAGGAACUCUGUCAGGGUGGAUUUUAUCCAAAGCCAAGAAAGAUGAUACUGAUGAUGAAAUUGCCAAAUAUGAUGGAAAGUGGGAGGUAGAUGAAAUGAAGGAAUCAAAGCUUCCAGGUGAUAAAGGACUUGUAUUGAUGUCUCGGGCCAAGCAUCAUGCCAUCUCUGCUAAACUGAACAAACCCUUCCUAUUUGACACCAAGCCUCUCAUUGUUCAGUAUGAGGUUAAUUUCCAAAAUGGAAUAGAAUGUGGCGGUGCCUAUGUGAAACUGCUUUCUAAAACAUCAGACCUCAACCUGGAUCAGUUCCACGACAAGACCCCUUAUACGAUUAUGUUUGGUCCAGAUAAAUGUGGAGAGGACUAUAAACUGCACUUCAUCUUCCGACACAAGAACCCCAAAACGGGUAUUUAUGAAGAAAAGCAUGCUAAGAGGCCAGAUGCAGAUCUGAAGACCUAUUUUACUGAUAAGAAAACACAUCUUUACACACUAAUCUUAAAUCCAGAUAACAGUUUUGAAAUAUUAGUGGACCAAUCUGUUGUGAACAGUGGAAAUCUGCUAAAUGACAUGACUCCUCCUGUUAAUCCUUCACGUGAAAUUGAGGACCCAGAAGACCGGAAGCCUGAGGAUUGGGAUGAAAGACCAAAAAUCCCAGAUCCAGAAGCUGUCAAGCCAGAUGACUGGGAUGAAGAUGCCCCUGCUAAGAUUCCAGAUGACGAGGCCACAAAACCCGAAGGCUGGUUAGACGAUGAGCCCGAGUAUGUACCUGAUCCAGAUGCAGAGAAACCUGAGGAUUGGGAUGAAGACAUGGAUGGAGAAUGGGAGGCUCCUCAGAUUGCCAACCCUAAAUGUGAGUCAGCCCCUGGAUGUGGUGUCUGGCAGCGACCUAUGAUUGACAACCCUAAUUAUAAAGGCAAAUGGAAGCCUCCUAUGAUUGAUAAUCCCAGCUACCAGGGAAUCUGGAAACCCAGGAAAAUACCAAAUCCAGAUUUCUUUGAAGAUCUGGAACCUUUCAGAAUGACUCCUUUCAGUGCUAUUGGUUUGGAGCUGUGGUCCAUGACCUCUGACAUUUUUUUUGACAACUUUAUCAUUUGUGCUGAUCGAAGAGUAGUCGAUGAUUGGGCCAAUGAUGGAUGGGGCCUGAAGAAAGCUGCUGAUGGAGCUGCUGAGCCAGGUGUAGUGGGGCAGAUGAUCGAGGCAGCUGAAGAGCGCCCGUGGCUAUGGGUGGUGUAUAUUCUGACUGUAGCCCUGCCUGUAUUCCUCGUUAUCCUCUUCUGCUGUUCUGGAAAGAAACAGACCAGUGCUAUGGAGUAUAAGAAGACCGAUGCACCUCAACCAGAUGUGAAGGAAGAGGAAGAAGAGAAGGAAGAGGAAAAAGACAAGGGAGAUGAGGAAGAAGAGGGCGAAGAGAAACUUGAAGAGAAACAGAAAAGUGAUGCUGAAGAAGAUGGUGGCACUGUCAGUCAAGAGGAGGAAGACAGAAAACCUAAAGCAGAGGAGGAUGAAAUUUUGAACAGAUCACCAAGAAACAGAAAGCCACGAAGAGAGUGAUACAAUCUUAAGAGCUUGAUCUGUGAUUUCCUUUCCCUCCCCCCCCCCCCCCCCCCCCCCCCCCCGCAAAAGUGGUCCUAGGAGAGGACCUGGCACACCUUAGGUUGAAACUCAGAAAACUUCAAGAUGUUACUAUCAGCAGGUUCCAGUUGAACAGUAGUCUGUGUAACUUUAAACAUCUAGCAGUAAAUACUUGCAGUUGUGAUAUAAAGGACCCUGUUUCUGUAGAAAAGAAAACAUUUAACAUAAUGGUUGUGAAAUGUAACAUGAAGUAACUAACUUUUUUUUUUUGUAACAUCUUUGUUUUUUAAAAUAGAAUGAUAGAACUUUGCCAAUCUUUAAGAUCUUGGCUUAAUUUAAUGUAUUGAUCUGUUUGUGUAAACAUAAUACCACCAUUUUAAAAUGUUGGGGGAUGAGUUACAGUUUUUAUAAUACAUUUUUUUUUUAAGUUUGGUAUUGUAAAACGUUCACAUCUCUGUCCCUCAAAAUUGAUAAUCACGUUUAAAGUGCAGUCAUUUAUAGCUAUAAUCUUGUUUUGUUUGUUUCAAUUACUCAGUUCCUCCUAAGGAAAUUGAGGAGAGGGACUGGUGGAAGCCCAAAUUUAUAUGAAAGUUGCAUUUAAGUUGUAUUAAAAAUAGAUAUAUGAAAUGGAAAAAAAAUCGUUCACUUGAUGUUGGUUAGACCAGAAAGUGCGUGUGUUCUGUAGCUCAAUUCCCAGACAGCUUUGCAGGUAGUGGAGGAGGUGGCUUCAUGUGGCCCUUGGGCAUUCAUACUCCACUUGGGAGCGUCAGGCUGUGGCCUUCUGGAGCAGGUGGCUUGUUAAGGCAUCCUAGCAGGGCAUGGCACAUGAGCUCCGGAGUAGGUAUGUUCAUCACUUCUUCCACUGUGUUGACACUUUUCCUUACCUGUUUCCUCAGAUCCCCAGCUUUCUCCUCUGCUAUGCAUUUUCUUCACAGUGCAGCUUGCAGUCUGUUCCUGAAAAUGAUUAUAAGCCCUGCAUAAUGUUAAGCUUUAUUGUGAUUACAUGUAUGUUUCUUCUUCUUUCUUUUAAGCAGACCCAUACCUUUCCAGGGUCAAAGUACAGAAUAGAAUACAAUCUUUGAUUUUUAUCUGUUUCUUUUACUCUGUAUAAAGACUUCAGAAGUCUAAUUCAGAGGCAAGCCAAUACAGAAUUGACUGCAGUUGAACAGACUAGAAGUAUUUGUGGGAGGGGUGACAUGAAGCAUGAGUUACCUGAUUUUUUGUAGCUGCUAAAUAUUUUAAGCCUUCAUUUGCAAUUCAUGUAACAGUUGUGUCAUAAAUUACACAAUAAAGCAGUCCUGUUCAAAUUUUUUUUUAAUGUGGCUUGUAGAAUUUUUUAAAAAGUGAUCUUAGGUUUGUUUUUUCAUACAGAAUGCAGAUGGGUGCUAUCAGAGCCUCUCCCAUACCACUAUAAUGUAAUGUUAUUAUUACUCUACACUGAAACAUAUUCAGAGUUAGAUGUUAUUUUAGCUUUAGUUCUUUAGAGGCUUUCAAAUGUACCGAUGAUACUGUUCCUUGCACUGAAUAUAUAAACACUCCACAGUGUUUAUAUUGGGGAGGAAAUAUAUUUGUAAAAAAGGAAGGCUGUAUCUAUUUUUUUUUUCUUUUUAAAGUUCAUUUAAAUUCUUUUGAGAAUGGGAUGCAUUUUUCUUGCUGUUCAGUGCUUUUUCCUUUUCAUCUGUUGUUCUGUGGUCACAGUGACCUUAGCUACAUAGCAGACUUUCCCAAAUGUAUUGAUUACAAAUAAACAGUUGUUACUUAGCAAGACCUGAAAAUAUGUCUGCAGGUUUCUCCUUGAAGCAAAUGGGUGGGAUCAUUGUAUUUCCAGAAAUCUGCCUCCUUCACCCUCCAUUGAUGGUCUGUGUCAUGCCUCACUUUCUUCUAGCUGAGCUUUAAAUCAUUAGAGCUUAAAUUGUUAGAUUGUUCAUUGCCUUUCCAGGGUUAUUUAGUAAAGUUUGUUCAAAACAAAAAUGCCUUUUCUCGGUUCUUUUUUCAGUUUUUGUUGAAGGUCUAGCAUCCUGAUUAAAUGUCUGACACAUUAAUGAAUGACUAGCAGCAGUUUUCAACUCUUAAAAAGGCACUUAUAUUAUGAUUUUACAUGCUGGUUACCUGUUCCAUUGUUGUAAAAGGCCCACUCUCCAUCAGAUGUGUUCCUCCGUUUUCUUAUCCACAAAGUACUCCUCACUUUUUUCAAUUUGUCACGUUACUAAAUGGUGUUACAUUAAAGCCCUGUGUUAAGUGUC
Callithrix jacchus (white-tufted-ear marmoset) is the source of this 4579-nucleotide messenger RNA. RefSeq names its product calnexin (gene CANX). Lineage: Eukaryota; Metazoa; Chordata; Mammalia; Primates; Cebidae. Gene Ontology annotation, cellular component: endoplasmic reticulum membrane; endoplasmic reticulum. Gene Ontology annotation, molecular function: calcium ion binding. Gene Ontology annotation, biological process: ERAD pathway; protein folding. The record is from RefSeq and is a predicted model, not a curated record.